Penicillium argentinense is the source of this 1251-nucleotide messenger RNA. Its product is annotated as cyclic nucleotide-binding domain-containing protein. Lineage: Eukaryota; Fungi; Ascomycota; Eurotiomycetes; Eurotiales; Aspergillaceae. The transcript has a single exon. Gene Ontology annotation, molecular function: cAMP-dependent protein kinase regulator activity. Gene Ontology annotation, cellular component: nucleus; cAMP-dependent protein kinase complex. The record is from RefSeq and is a predicted model, not a curated record. The coding region runs from base 1 to 1251 and encodes 416 amino acids. Gene Ontology annotation, biological process: regulation of protein phosphorylation.
AUGGCGCACAGCUCCAACUCCUUCCCGGGAACCAAUCCCUUCCUCAACACCUCCACCAAAACCGACAAAUCCCCCAGCAUCCAGAAGAUCUCGGAAGACGAAGAAUUCGAGGUGACGUCACCUACAGAUGUGACGUUCAAGCAGGCCAACGCCGGCGGCCCAUCAGGCAAUGUGCCGUUUGGAGGAAGUGCAUUUGGCGAGCCGGAUUCACAAGGCGGCGGUGCCGCCCCGGGGUCCUUGUUCUCGUCGAGUCCCUUUGAUGAGUCCGGGUCGGGCGCGGGGUUGGGAGGAGACGAGCCGGGUGCCCUCCCGACGGGCUCUGCAAACCAGGGAUUCCCAAACAACUAUGCUUUGGGCCGUCGCACUUCUGUGUCUGCAGAGUCCUUGAAUCCCACGUCGGCUGGCUCGGACAGCUGGACGCCUCCGCACCACCCCAAGACGGACGACCAGCUGGCCCGCCUCAAGACCGCUGUGAGCAGCAACUUCCUCUUCUCCCACCUCGAUGACGAGCAAUUCAAGACCGUCCUCGACGCCCUGGUCGAGAAGCCCAUUCCCGCCAAGGAUAUCAAGGUCAUCUCGCAGGGUGACGCCGGUGACUACUUUUAUAUCGUGGAGAAGGGCAACUUCGACAUCUACAUCCACUCUUCAGGCUCCGUGCAGCCCGGCCCCGAUGGUUUGGGCAACAAGGUGGCCUCGACGGGACCGGGUGGCUCGUUCGGUGAGCUGGCUCUGAUGUAUAAUGCUCCCCGUGCCGCGACCGUCAUAUCGACUGAGGCCAAGAGCACCCUGUGGGCUCUGGAUCGCAUUACCUUCCGCCGCAUCCUGAUGGACUCGGCGUUCCAGCGUCGCCGCAUGUACGAGGCCUUUUUGGAGGAGGUCCCGCUACUGUCCUCGCUCAAGCCCUAUGAGCGGUCCAAGAUUGCCGACGCCUUGGAUACGAUCAAGUACCCCGCCAAUUCGACCAUCAUCAAAGAAGGCGAUCCGGGUGAUGCCUUCUAUCUCCUGGAGUCUGGCGAGGCGGAGGCCAUUAAGGACGACGCCUCCGUCAAGAAGUAUUCUCGUGGCGACUACUUUGGUGAGCUCGCCUUGUUGGAUGACAAGCCGCGUGCGGCCAGCAUUGUGACCAAGACCGAUGUGAAGGUGGCGCGUCUGGGCCGCGACGGAUUUAAGCGAUUGCUUGGCCCGGUCGAGGAGAUCAUGAGACGGACCGAGUACCAAGUGGAUUCUACCAAGUCUCCGACUUCCUCAUGA